AUGAAAAACCUUGAACAAAUUAUUAAAUGCUUCAAUAAAACUGAAGGCAGAGAUAAAAUUAGUAAAAUGAUUUAAUAUGGGGCAAAGUUUUUGUCAUGGUAUUUCCAAAAAUUUAACAACUUAGAAAAAGCACAUUAAUUUAAUAAUUUAUUUAGUAUGAAUAAGUAUCAAAUAAUAAGUGGCUAUGAGAGAAGCUAGAAAAAUUUUUAGAUUAGCUAAAACAUUGAAUGAAAUUUAAUACAUUUUUUAUAAGAUUAAAGAGAAUACAGAAAAUGUAAAUGACAUUAUAAGAGUAUUAAAAAUCUUUUCAAGAAUUUGGUUUGCUUUAUUUUGGUAUCAUUUCAUUAUAGACUAGGGCUUUUGAUAACCUAAGUAUAUUAUCAUAAAUUUAAAUUAUUUAAUCGAACCCAAAAGUAUUAGGUAAAAUUGCUAUGUCUUUUUGGGCAGUCGGAAUAAUUACUAAUUUAACAGAGACUUUUAGAGAUCUUAUUGGAAAUCUAUUAUACUUGAGAAAAGUCUAAAAAUAAACUGACCAUAAAGAAAUACAAAAGAGAAUAAAUGUUAAUUACUUAAACAUAAUUAAAAAUCUAUGUGAUUUAUUACUAGCAGGUACAGGCAGUGAAUUAUUCUCAAAGAUAUUUUUUUAUCAACCUAAUGAUGCUUUAGUAGGCUUUGGAGGAUUUAUUGCAGGAAUUAUAGCAACAUAUCAAGCAAUUUGAAAAAAAGUUAAUCAAUAAUAAUUU
This is a messenger RNA of Paramecium sonneborni, 743 nucleotides long. The record is from the annotation of a GenBank genome assembly. NCBI's taxonomy places the organism in Eukaryota, Ciliophora, Oligohymenophorea, Peniculida, Parameciidae.